AAUAGGGGAGGAGGGUUAAUAUGGUAAUUUCGAAUGGAGGCAAAUGGUGCUGCACACCCAGCUACCGAACACAUCAUCAGAUUCUUCGCUACACUCCACCACAUCCGAACACCUCCUCCCUCUGUUCUUCCUCCGAUCGAUCCAUCAUUUUUUCUGUUUUCUUCCUCUCAAUUCAACUCAACAAUCGACAUACGAGAUUCCUGAACGAGUUCUUAAAGCUCGCCGGAGUUAGUUUACAGUUUCCCGGCGUGUUACACGACUCCGAUUGUCAUUUCGGCACACUAAAUUCAACCAAAAAGGUCCUGAAGGAGCCCAUGUGGAGAUAUUAUUAUCUGAGCUAGAGGAAUUUCAUCUCACAAUGCAAUCGAGAUGGAAGUGAAUUUGCUAUGGUGAAGUCAUCAGGUUAUUUGAAGUUGACGGAUGGUCUUAAUGGUAAAAAUCAGGUCUCAGUAUCCAAUCAAGAAAGAAAUUUUGGGUCUGUAAUGACCAAGGAUUCACGUGAUAUGCAUCAAAGGCCAUAUCAGGGUAGCGAGGUCCACACAUCACAGUCCAACCAAGAAGGAAGCUCCCUCUCUGUACUACCUGGCAAAGGGUCAGAUUCCGAAAAUCGUGUAUCAGAAUCUAAUGAACAAAGAACUACGCAUUCUAUAAUACCUGAGAGAGUGCCAGACACAUUAGAGCAAACUCCGUCUCCUGAUGCCAGUGUCCCUGAAUCACAAUCUGCUCAAGAAAAUUUUGUUGUGGCAUUAAGACCCGAGAAAGGGCUAGAUAAAUUACCACUAAGACGCAACCCUGAGAAUGCGGUCAAUGUAUUGCAUUCUGAUCAAGGAGUCACUUUCUCAAGGUUACCUGAAAAACCUAAUGUGGACGGAUUUAAUUGGCGAAAAUAUGGUCAGAAGCUUGUAAGAGGAAAUGUGUUUGUUCGGAGCUAUUACAAAUGUACAUUUGCUAAUUGCCCAGCUAGAAAGCAAGUUGAACGUUCACAUGAUGGACAUAUCACAGAGAUAAAUUACUUGUGCAAGCAUGAACAUCCCAAACCCGCACAUACUCUUCUUAAAAGCCCGUCAUGUGUUCAUCCAAAUCAAGCAAGAGGAUCUGAUGAGCCAUCGUUGACAUCUGAAACCUCUCAAGAUCCUGAAGCUUCAGCAACUCGUCCGCAGUUUAUGGUUGCCUCAAGUCAAAAUUUUGCGGAAGUUGCAGUCUCACGGUCUAGUGAAAUAGAAAGUGAGGUUAAAAAUAUUCUACCCGACUCAAAGAGACAGAAGAAAGAGAGUGUUGGCGUCAAUGAUAGUGUUGUGACAAAGACGAAUUAUGAGCCACGAGUUAUCGUUCAGACUACAAGUGCAGUUGAUAUUGUUAAUGAUGGCUACCGUUGGCGCAAAUACGGGCAGAAAUUAGUGAAAGGCAAUCCCAAUCCAAGGAGUUACUACCGGUGUUCAAAUGCUGGGUGCCCAGUGAAGAAGCACGUAGAGCGGGCAUCCCAUGACGAGAAAGUGGUGAUCACGACUUACGAGGGACGUCACGACCACGAUAUGCCGGCUGGGACCAGAACCGUUACCCAAAAUACACAGGGAAACAACAAUGAGUCUGAUGAUGAUGAUGAUGAAUCAACACCUCAACCAGAAUCAGCAAACGAAUCUACAGGUUAUUGGAGAUUGAAAACCUGCACUGGUUUGUAACAAGAGGAUUACUAAGAUGAGCUAUAGAUGGUGUCAUAAAUCUGGUUCUUAUAUUGAUUUGCUUUAAAUAUUUGUAAUGUCUGUUUUGCC
Messenger RNA from Cynara cardunculus var. scolymus (artichoke), 1769 nucleotides. RefSeq names its product WRKY transcription factor WRKY24-like. Gene Ontology annotation, molecular function: DNA-binding transcription factor activity; sequence-specific DNA binding. Gene Ontology annotation, biological process: regulation of DNA-templated transcription. The transcript is spliced from 6 exons. Bases 387 to 1679 code for a protein of 430 amino acids. The record is from RefSeq and is a predicted model, not a curated record. NCBI's taxonomy places the organism in Eukaryota, Viridiplantae, Streptophyta, Magnoliopsida, Asterales, Asteraceae.